AUGGCCGACCGCUUCCCCUCCCUAGACCAGUUCGACGAGGGCCAAACUGAGGUUGUCGACACUCAUGCAAACGCCGAAGAUGACUUCCUGGCCCGUGAACGUGCUGUUCUAGGUGAAGAUGCGGAGCAAUUCGCGACUGCUCAAGAUCAUGUGGCCCAUGCGGGCGGCGUAGCGGACGACGACUUACUGGGUGGCGGCGAUGAGCCAGCGGAAGAGAUUGGAGAUUUCGAGUCCUCGUUCCCUUCAGUUGAGGCACAGACACAAAACGAGAGAGUCGCCCCCGGCGGUACAAUCACCGGAACCGGUUCCCCCUUCCCUGCCUCUGGCUACCAAAGUGCUCAGAAUAACGAGGAAGAGCCUGCGCCUAUUGCAGAAUGGCGCGAGAAACGAGACGCUGAGAUUGCCCGCCGUGCGGAAAUCUCGAAUGAAAAGAAGGAGGCGACCGUGAAGAAGGCCCAAGAAGACAUCGACGACUUCUAUGUCUCCUACAACAACAAGGCUGACAAGGCCAAGGCCCAGACCCGCACCGAAGCGGAGCAGUUCCUGGCGAACCGUGAAAACACCUCUUCUGGAGGCACCAGCUGGGAGCGCAUUGCGAAGCUGGUCGAUGUAUCUGGAAAGGGUGCCAUUGGUGGUGCCAGUGGCUCGGGCAAGGAGCGCUUCCGCGAGCUGCUGCUUGACCUCCGAAAAGACCAGGAGGCACCAGGCGCUAGCGGGAUCUAG
This is a messenger RNA of Penicillium chermesinum, 723 nucleotides long. Its product is annotated as clathrin light chain CLC1. The coding region runs from base 1 to 723 and encodes 240 amino acids. Gene Ontology annotation, molecular function: structural molecule activity; clathrin heavy chain binding. NCBI's taxonomy places the organism in Eukaryota, Fungi, Ascomycota, Eurotiomycetes, Eurotiales, Aspergillaceae. The transcript is spliced from 4 exons. The record is from RefSeq and is a predicted model, not a curated record. Gene Ontology annotation, cellular component: plasma membrane; clathrin coat of trans-Golgi network vesicle; clathrin coat of coated pit. Gene Ontology annotation, biological process: intracellular protein transport; clathrin coat assembly; clathrin-dependent endocytosis.